Messenger RNA from Oncorhynchus tshawytscha (Chinook salmon), 1296 nucleotides. RefSeq names its product receptor-interacting serine/threonine-protein kinase 3-like. Bases 264 to 1229 code for a protein of 321 amino acids. The record is from RefSeq and is a predicted model, not a curated record. The transcript has 8 exons. Lineage: Eukaryota; Metazoa; Chordata; Actinopteri; Salmoniformes; Salmonidae. Gene Ontology annotation, biological process: protein phosphorylation. Gene Ontology annotation, molecular function: JUN kinase kinase kinase activity; ATP binding.
UUUUCCCGGCUGAGCUGAGAUGGACGUGUUGUGAGAGUCUCCUUUUCCCCGGCUGAGCUGAGAUGGACGUGUUGUGAGAGUCUCCUUUUCCCCGGCUGAGCUGAGAUGGACGUGCGUCUGACCAGUCCCACUGGGGGAGAACCCAGAGGAGUAUCAGCAAAGGAUCAUGGGAGCUAGAGUCCAGAGACAAGUGCUGACUUCCUACAAAGAGGAUCUGGUCAGAGCUGCACAGAGUACUCCUGUGUUUCAGAGACCUACAGUGGAUGGCGCUGCCGUUACCCAGCAGCCCGCCACUGGACCUGAUCGGUAAUGACAGCCUGCAGGACUGGGAAGUGAUUGGUGGAGGGGGAUUUGGACAGAUCCACAAGGCCAGGCAUAUAAAGUGGAGGUUCGAUGUGGCCAUCAAGUUGCUGCAUUAUGAUGAUGGCUCUAGCACGUCCCUGCUUAAGGAGGUAAAGAAUAUGCAGAAGGGAGGGAGCCCCCAUGUGGUGAGGAUUCUGGGGGUGUACCAGGGGUGCCCUCCCUCUCCAGGUAGAGGCCUCUCCACCCAGCUGGGUAUUGUGAUGGAGUUAAUGAACAUAGGCUCCCUGGCCACCCUCCAGGCCAGCCUCUCUGGCCCCCCACCCUGGCCCCUGGCCUUCCGCCUGGCCCACCAGAUCGCUCUGGGAAUUAACUUCCUUCACAACCUUCCUCAGCCACUUCUGCAUCGCGACCUGAAGCCCAAUAACGUGCUGCUGGAUGACAACCUUAAUGCAAAGCUUACAGAUUUUGGCCUUGCUGAAGUCUCCCAUAGUGUUUUGGAAAUGUCCAGUGAAGAGCCCGGGAAGGAAGGAGGUACUCUAAGCUACAUGCCCCCUGAGGCUUUUGAAUCAUCGUAUGAACCAACUCGAGCCACUGAUAUCUACAGUUACGGCAUACUGCUGUGGUCCAUCUUCACUGGAAAAGUGCCCUAUUAUGCAGAUAACCCUCAUCUCCAGUCCAGUAUGGUGAGGUUCCGGGUCCCCUUGGGCGACAGGCCUCCUCUGGAGGCAGUGGACAGGGACCAGGCUGGUGGGCUGGGGGAGAUGGUGGACCUCAUGGUGAAUUGCUGGGACCAACAGCCUUCUAAUAGACCCCAUUUCCUGGAUUGCCUCACUGUGACAGAGAGAACAUAUGAGAGGCACAAGCAAUCAAUAAACGACGUUGUCCAUCAAGUGCUCCUCAAACUGGUACUGUACAAGACACUCUGAUUCAAAGCCUCUCGAUCUAUAUGUGUAACAUUCACUUAUAGCAACGUAGCUGAACAACUCCUCAUUU